CUAACCUGCCCGAUAGUCAGUCGCAGCAUGCAGCCAGCUCUUCACCACAAUACAGUCUGGACCUGGCACAAGAUCUCUCCAGCCUUUUCCCACAAUCCAGUCAAAUAUUUAGUCGGGGAGUGACAGGAGCCACCCCUCCAAUGAGCAAUUUGACCUUUGUGACAUCAGCCCCUGUCACAUCUGCAGCCACUGGUAACAUCACAGAAGCAGCUUCAAGUAGAAAUGUUGGUGCUGCAGAAGUGUCAUCCACCAGUUCUGAAGUCCAUCCGCCGCAUGGAGUUCCAAGUACAGAUCCUGAACUGCCGGAGGGAGUCGACCCAUCAUUCCUAGCAGCUCUGCCAGAACAUAUCAGACAGGAGGUGAUAUCUGAGCAGCUUCGUCUGCAGCGUAUACGCCGGCGAGCCCAGGAGCAGGCACAACAGAAUGCCUCAGCUAGUGAAGCUGGAGUAGAGGGAACCCGCACUAUGGAGGUCAACCCUGAGUUCCUGGCUGCACUGCCACCUGCUAUCCAAGAAGAGGUCCUGGCACAGCAGAGAGCUGAACAAGCUAGGAUGGCAGCUCAGCAGCAAAGUGUAGCUAAUCCAGACAUGCCGGUGGACCCAGCCACAUUCUUCUCCACUCUGUCCACCUCUUUGAGGCAGCAGGUACUCUCUGACAUGGAUGAUAGCAUGUUAGCUGUUCUGCCUCCAGAACUGGCAGCAGAAGCUCAAGAACUGAGGAGAGACAUGGAGGAGAGGCACCGGCGAUUGCUGCAGGAACGAUUGUUUGCUCAGGCUGGUGCUGCUUCAAUAUCAGCCAUCCUGAGACAUUCAGGUCUUGCUGGUCGACUCGGCACAAGAUAUGCUAUCCGUGCUACCCAAAGGCAGCACAGUCAGUGGUCAUUUGGUAGCAACCGCCUGAACCCAGGACCAUCAGGGGCCACCAAUCCUACAAAGGUCAAAGGCAGGUUCAUGCUGGACCCUGAAGCUUUAACUUGUUUGUUGGUGCUCCUGUUUAUAGACGAACCCAAGCUCAACACCACUCGGCUGCAUCGUGUGUUGCGCAACCUUUGUUACCAUGGUCCCACACGUACUUGGCUGAUCAGAGCCUUGUUGUCCAUUGUCCAGAGGGCUGGCGACAGCAACAUAACCAGCACUAUAGUCACUAACUUGUGUAUGGAAGGUGUCAGCAGUCUCAACCAAAAGGAUAAAGGCAAGGGGAAGAAAUCAGCCGUCUCCGCUGCUUCAGGUCCUGCCUCAUCAGCAAUGUCUUAUUCUUCUUCAGCAACCUCGUUUGAUACUCCAUUAUCUAUGCACUCAGACUCCAGCCUAGCCACGGCCCCUUCCAUGCCUCAGUCAUCUCAUGAAUUGCAGGGUGUUGGUGCUGGAGCAGCCAUCCACGGUGGUGCUAGUGGCUACUGGUUGUCUAUUAGUUUGGAAGCAGCACUUGGAUGCAGGGCUAACGUCUUCCAAAUCCAUCGGACUUCUGGUAAAAAAGUGAGUAGUUCUUCAGCUGCCUCAGUCAGUGUCCACCCUCAGGCUGCACCUCUGGUAUGUCGGCAUGCUCUAGACACUCUAAUAUCCCUGGCUAAAGUUUUCCCGACAUACUUCCUCCCAGCAGGAAAAGUGAAAGAACUGAACAAGUCUGAUAGUGGUCACAAGGAGGAAGACAUUUCAGAGGUGACCAGGAAGGCCACAGUCGGAGGGUCUGCAGUGACCACUGUGCACACGUCCGUCUUGCAGACUAGUCCUAAGUCACUUCGUGCCACAGAGGGAGCUCUCAAUUGGGCAAACUCCACACGUCAUGAAACCAAACCAGAGAACGACUUUUGGAAUAUCUUGGUCAGAUUAGACAGCACUUCUGGAAAAAGUAAAGGCAAAGGUGUGCAGCGUAACCAUAGCAUCUCAGCCUCAGAGCUGGAGACGCUGGCCACUGACUAUGCCAGUAGUCCCCUUGGGCAGCUGAUGUCCAUGCUCAACCACCCAGUAGUCAGGAGGAGUCAGCUGUUGACUGACCGCUUGCUGCGUUUGCUGGGCUUGGUCUCAGUCAGCUUGCCUGACAGCAGCAGGCCAUCAUCCACAUCUACAGCCACCACUACCACCACAUCCACAGCUAGAACAGUGACAGCCACCACAACAGCACCAACAACAGCUUUGACUGUUGUGACUGCAACUACUGCUUCAACAUCAGUAACACCAUCAGCAGCAGCAGCAGCUACUUCAGCUGCACCUCCACAGACUCACAGUCAAGAGGAUGAGCCAGAUACACAGGACAUCAAGAAGGAACCUGUGGCUGACACUGAGUCUGACGAGGAUGAGGUUCCAGUCCUGUAUGAUCAGCUCAAACUGGCUGUCGAGGUGUUGACAUCCAAAUCUUGCUCAGAGGAGGGCCUAGAAGACGCCACAAACCUGCUGCUACAACUGUCCUGGGCUAAUGCAGCCACCCGUGCUGCUGUCUUGGAAUUGCUUCUGUCUGGGGCUCGGCAGUUGGGCAUGACAGUGUGUGGUCAUAUCACAAGCCUGUUGGAGCAACUAAGGGAGCUGAAUGCACGGCUUGGUGUUGAGCAGAUGGACGAGGAGAAUGUUUCAGACACUGGUAGUGUAGCCUCAGCAUCUGGUGCCUCAGGAGCACAAGCUGCCAAAGGCGUACUUCAAGACAGGUUUGCCAGUGGAGCCAGUAUUGUGGUGUCAGCACCAACAAAGCUGAAGACUGGCAGAGAGCUGCAGCUACCUUCUAUGUCCCAGCUGACCAGCAAGACAUCAGGGCAGCAUUUCUUCUUGAGGAUACUCAAAGUCAUUAUUCAGCUGAGGGAUGCUGCCAGAAAUGCUAGCUCCAGCAGUAAAAAGCCAACAGGAAGAGGUCGUUCAGGCAUAGAACAAAUUCAUGCAAUUCUAAAUUCAGUUGUCAGUGAUGAUGAAUUCAUGAAUCUGUUUGGAGACAAUCAAAUAUUGCAAGAGACUCCAGCUGGGUAUACAGCAAACCCCGCCUUAACAGCACGCACUGCCUCCUCCACCCCAAGCAACAUGUCAUCUGGGCAAGACACAGCCGCCAGUAGUCAGUCUCUGUCCAGCUUCCACACCACCCAGUCUCAGACACAAGAGGAGAACGCCAGUGGCUCAGAGGUCCACAUGGAAGUGGAUGCACACUCUAGUCCUGCAGCCGCUGCAGCAGAGAAAAGUGAGGACAAAGCAUCUGGUGCCUCUUCCUCUCUAGCCCGAGCUGCUGGCUUGCCAACUCUGCCUCGCCUGAGUGAGCAGCUUGGACUCUAUGAGCUGUGGGUUGCACUUGGUGAUUGCCUGGCAGAGCUGGCACGAACCCCGGACCAUCAUGCUGUGCUGAUUCUGCAACCUGCCGUGGAAGCUUUCUUUAUUGUACAUGCAGGAGAGAAAGGUAGCAAGCCCAGUGAGCAGCCAGUCUCCCGACGUGAGGACCAGCUGGCACAUCUCAACAUGGAAAUGGCUCCACCCAGUCCAUCUCCUGGACCUUCAUCAGCUGACGGACCCCCAGCACUGAUGACAAAUGAGGCUUCGGCUAUUGUCAUGUCAUCAAUCACACAUUUACCUCCAGACACUCAGAAGUUUCUCAAGUUUGCAGAAACACAUCGCACUGUCCUCAACCAAAUUUUGAGACAGUCCACACUUCCUCUCGCUGAGGGACCAUUUUCCGUUCUGGUGGAUUAUACAAGGAUUUUGGACUUUGAUGUCAAACGGCGCUACUUUCGCCAGGAGUUGGAGCGCAUGAAUGAGGGCACUCGCCGUGAAGAUUUACCGGUGCAUGUGCGCAGGUCCAAUGUCUUCGAGGAUUCUUUCCGUGAGCUCUUUAGACGAACUCCAGAGGAGUGGAAGCAAAGAUUCUACAUUGUCUUUGAAGGUGAAGAAGGUCAGGAUGCGGGUGGCCUGCUCAGGGAAUGGUAUAUCAUCAUCUCCCAUGAAAUCUUUAACCAGAACUAUGCCCUGUUCCUGACUUCACCUGGGGACCGUGUCACUUACUCCAUCAACCCCUCCUCCCAUUGCAACAGCAACCACCUAAGCUACUUCAAGUUUGUGGGACGCAUCAUUGCCAAGGCAGUCUAUGACAACAAGCUGCUGGACUGUUACUUCACACGCUCCUUCUACAAGCACAUGUUGGGCCAGCCCGUCAAGUACACAGACAUGGAGAGUGAGGACUAUGCUUUCUAUCAAGGCCUUGUCUUUCUGCUAGAGAACAAUGUUUCAGAUCUGGGGUAUGAUCUCUACUUCAGCACUGAGAUCCAAGAGUUUGGUGUCACUGAAACCAGAGAACUAGUUCCAUGUGGUGCUAAUGUCUUGGUGACAGAUGACAACAAGCGAGAAUAUGUCAAACUAGUGUGUCAGAUGAAAAUGAGGGGUGCCAUACGUCAGCAACUAAAUGCCUUCCUGGAAGGUUUCUAUGACAUCAUUCCAAAGAAGCUGGUGUCCAUUUUCACAGAACAGGAGUUGGAACUUCUGAUAUCAGGCCUGCCCACUAUUGACAUUGAUGAUCUGAAAGCCAACACUGAGUACCACAAGUACCAGGCCACUAGCCUGCAGAUUCAGUGGUUCUGGCGAGCCCUGCGCUCCUUUGAUCAAGCUGAAAGAGCCAACUUCCUGCAGUUUGUCACAGGCACAUCCAAGGUACCGCUGGGUGGAUUUGCUAACCUGGAGGGAAUGAAUGGAACUCAGAAGUUCCAGAUUCAUAGAGAUGACCGCUCAACUGACCGCCUGCCAUCAGCUCACACUUGCUUCAAUCAGUUGGACCUGCCUGCCUAUGAGACCUUUGAUAAACUGAGGAAGAUGUUAUUACUGGCUGUCAGUGAAUGCUCUGAGGGUUUUGGAUUAGCUUAA
Molecule: messenger RNA, 4820 nt
Organism: Candidula unifasciata
Lineage: Eukaryota; Metazoa; Mollusca; Gastropoda; Stylommatophora; Geomitridae
Source: the annotation of a GenBank genome assembly